AUGUUUUACACUCUUAAUGGAACCGAUGCGAUUCUUUUUUGGCCUUAACCGGUGCCAUAUGCGGUGAAGUAGUGAUUUCCCACCAAGUAGAGCUAAAAAGCGUGCUCUUUUGAGUCAAAACGCAUAAGUUUGGAACCACSAAAAAUACAACAACAUCACCCUUAUCACCGUACUAAAGUUGAACCGACGCUGWAUAAAUACAAACUGCUACGAUAUUCCGCUAAAGGACUCGAYCACUCUGUUUGGAUAUUUGGAUCUCUAUCUUUUGUCUAAAGAAAGUGGCUUCGGACACAAACUCAGGAUUGAAUUUUAUAGAGGAUUUCUGAAWAAAAAUCCGAAUUGUGCGGGUUAGACUUGCGGGAUCAAUUGAGGACACAUUGUGGUCGUAAUAACCUAUCUCAGUGGUACCAAGAACUAUCGUUAACCUGCUAUUUUACAAAAUACGGAACCCGUUGUUGGCAGAAAUACCAGCUAGAGGUGUCGAUUGGCCACUUUCCAGAAUGGCUUUUCAGUUUGGAAGCACGACACGACUUCGGCAUAUGAACUAUCCCGAAAAUCAACCCCGCGUCUCCACGCAGUGGGACCAAACGGACAGAAAUACUCUAUCGCCGUUACAUAAAAGCGCGGGGUUGACUCUCGAAGGGACUGAUGAGAGCACUCUUAGAAGCCAAGAGCUUGAUAAAGCGAACAGUUUAGUUGGAAAUCAUCGGAAAGACGGAUUAACAGUGAAUCUCUCCAACUACCGAGCCGACAACGCAUCAGGAAAAAUCGCUAACAAAAGUAUAACAAUACAGACGAAUUAUUCGACACACCAUUUAAUAUCUCGGGGAAUAUCAACAACAUCAACACACAACCCCGCGCAAGGCAUAGAGAUCGAUGUUUUGGAGUCGUUUUCCGAGUUUGCAGCWUUUUUAGAGAUUCAAAAUCCAAUUUGCCCGGCGGAACAUUUAGACACGCCAGAGAAACUUAUGAGCGUAUUAUCGUGGGAUGUGUGGGUGCAAUAGAAAAAAACUUACUGCAGGUGAUAAAGUCAACAAUGUGACGAUGAAGAUUUGAACAUAUUCAGGAUAUAUAUACCACUGUAUUAUAAGGACUAUAGCAUGCUUACAUGCAUUGCAUUUUUAAGGUUUUAUAGGCAUAUAUUUAUAGAUAAAACGAUUAGAAUCAUAGGGUACUGUUGGCUUGAUCAUUUUUCAAGAUAAUCGCGUUUAUUGUAAAAAGCUGAGCACUUUAUUAAAAAGUUAUUAAACCCUAAAGAAAAAAAUGCCUUAURUAUGUUAAUAUCACAGUAUGUCAGGUUCGCUUUCAAAUAAAAUGGGAAUUCAGAUUUAAAACAUUGAAAAAU
Exaiptasia diaphana is the source of this 1345-nucleotide messenger RNA. RefSeq lists its product as uncharacterized. Bases 501 to 1004 code for a protein of 167 amino acids. Lineage: Eukaryota; Metazoa; Cnidaria; Anthozoa; Actiniaria; Aiptasiidae. The record is from RefSeq and is a predicted model, not a curated record. The transcript has a single exon.